Messenger RNA from Rotaria sp. Silwood1, 583 nucleotides. The record is from the annotation of a GenBank genome assembly. Lineage: Eukaryota; Metazoa; Rotifera; Eurotatoria; Philodinida; Philodinidae.
AUGGAUUGUAUGAUCAAAAUUGGACAAACAGCAGGUAGAAAAGGCAACAUUUAUAGCGAAUAUGUAUUUCCUUUGGUUGUUUUGACUAUCGAAGAUUAUUUGAAAUUUCGUAAGACAACAACAAAUAUGGCCAUUGUCGGUAAUACUAUGAAAACACGUUUUUAUGAAUAUAAAGUUCUCGCAGAAUUAUUGACCAGUGGAAUGAACUAUAAUGAGACAACAAAUGAAAUUGAUUUCGAUGAAUCUCGUUUGAAAGUUCCACGUAUCACCGAUCUACCAGAGAGUAAAUUCGAUUUAAAUGAUUUGAAAAGAGAAGUACAAGAAUUGUACCGAAGAGCAAAAGCCAUUGACAAUAGUUCUAUGACUCAAACAUGUCGAAAUAUUGAAACACAAGAUUUUGUCGAAUUUGGUUACAAAAUGGAUGCCCAAACUCUACUACCCAUAUGGGAACUGUAAGUCAAAUUUGUUCAUAUUAUAUUAUUAUUGAAAUGUUUUUAGGCUGUGAAUGUGGGUGUGGGUGUGGGGUGGGGUGUGGGUGUGGGUGUGGGUUGUGUGGGUGUGGGUGUGGGUUGUGUGGGUGUGG